GCGCCACAUAAUGAGAAUCGCCACAACGUCAAACAAAUCGAUAACUCGAAUUCAUCUUCCUAGGUAGCAAGCCCAUGGUGUGGUGUGGCGGAUACAUUUCAUGAGAAGGGCUCCGCUCGCUGUCGCCAACGGCUGGGCGAAUAUCAGGACCUGCGAAAUGGAACAAAAUGAACAAAACAACAACACAACAGGACAAGUAAGGAGAACAGCAGGAAUUAAUGCAGAGCCCACAGCCCAAGCGAUGGUUGUUUGAAGAAACCCGGCUCGAUACCGAAGUGCGGCAGUUUUUGUUCGACGAUGUCAGCCCCAGCGGCCUGCGCUAAAUAAGCCGCAUCUGCAACAACCUCCCAUCUUCUUUGCUCCUUGGGCUCAAACUUCUUCAACCUCACCUCCUUAACGCUACUCUCAGGGAAUGCAUCGUCAGCAUCCAGAACUUUGAGAGUCUUCACUAACUACUAGUUUAAUCGGACCCCGGCGGGGACGUACCUUCAUUUUCCAAAAUGGAACCACUCUCCUUUUGGCGGCUUAUGGUGGGUAUUUUUAUCCCUUGCAGCUGGCCCCCGUCUGUCCUGCGACAGCUUGGAUGUCAAGAUAGUUUCACUCUACCACUCUCGCUUCAUGCGUUCGAUAUGCGUUCUCCGUAUCGAUCCUUCAUAUAGCCAGCUUGGCAGCUGUGAUACAGCUAUGCAUUUCCUGUUUUUCCCGUCCAAAUGUGUUUUCUCCUUUUGCAUUUCAAUUAUUUCAAUUUCUCCUUCUCUUCCUUUCUCCUCUUGCAUUGCCAUUCUCCCUCCCUCAAUAGUCUUCGUGUUUUGAUUGUCCAUAUGGUCGUUUUGAGGGAUUGCACUCUUUUCUCACCCCCCGUCCUCCCUCCAUAUAGAGAGAAAUAUCAAACCAUUCAUUUUUUGAAAUAAUUCCACGUUGAUCGUGGAAGAUUCUUCACAUAUCUCUUGUCUUAUUACAUUCUUUAUUUUUGAGGCAGCGGGCCCUACUUUUACAUACAUUUUGCGGCACGUCACAUUCCGGGAAUCUACUUAACUUCCUUUUCGAAUUCAAGAAUUUCGUGGAGAUAAUUUGAGGGCAAAAAAACAGAACAUCUGAAUUCAGAAAUAGAUUGGUUGCUCCCCAUAACCUGUACAAACAGUGUUUGACAGCAUGCAGUACAAAAACCUCUUGCUUGCCCUGGUUCUCUCGUCUGGAUUUCUCGAUGUAGUCGUCGGGGCGGAUCUGCGGACUCGCCAGAAUGGUGGCCAAGCCGCAGUCGCCGCUCAGGGCAGCAGAGGCAGCCAACGCCAAGCCGGUCAAGAUCAAGAACGCGAACGCCAGGCUGAGAAAAGCCAGGGAGGUCAGCGCCAGGCAGGGCAAGGUGGCCAGGCCGCGCAAGAUCAAGAACGCCAACGCCAACGCCAGGCUGGCCAAGUCCAGGGAGGUCAGCGUCAGGACGGACAGGGUGUCCAGGGAGGCCAAGGCCAGCAGCAAAACGGUGGAAACAACGGCGGAAAUAACCUCGGAAACAACGGGGGGAACAAUGGGGGGAACAAUGGGGGAAAAAACAGAGGGAAUGACGGUGGGAAUGACGGUGGGAAUGACGGUGGGAAUGACGGUGAGAAUGACGGUGGGGAUGACGGUGAGAAUGACGGUGGGAAUGACGGUGAGAAUGACGGUGGGAAUGACGGUGGGAAUGACGGUGAGAAUGACGGUGGGGAUGACGGUGGGAAUGACGGUGGGAAUGACGGUGGGAACAAUAAUGAACUUCUACUCAACCCCAACAACGUUCAGGAUUCCAGCAAGAACGACGGAACCGCUCAAGCAGAAGCAGGACAAGCUGCUUCCCUCACUGACGACGCCAACUUUAUCAAUUUCUGCACUGGGAAAACAUUGACCAAUGGUCUUCAACGGGAUGGCGGCUCUUGCAACGGUAUUGUUAUGGGCGAUAUCCCUUCUCGUAACAAUAUGAUUUCCUGUAUUAUUUUGAACCCGGCACCCGGUGAAGACCUCGAACCAAACGAGAGUUUCAACGUGGAUAUUCAAGUUGAAAACCUCGUGGCUGGGUCGUUCACCAAUCCCGACAUCACUUACUAUUCGGCUCCUCAGCAACUCGUGCGUGGGAAUAUCGAGGGCCACAGCCAUGUCACUAUUCAAAGCCUCGGGAAUAAUAUCAACACACAGACCCCCCCGGACCCGGACAAUUUCGUCUUCUUCAAGGGGAUCAAUGAUCCCGGUAACGGGCAAGGUGGACUCAGAGCUGAGGUUGAUGGCGGCCUCCCACCUGGUGUCUACCGUGUCUGUACUAUUAAUUCAGCCAGCAACCAUCAGCCCGUGGUCAUGCCGGUUGCUCAACGCGGCGCCCAGGAUGACUGCAUCCGUUUUACUGUUGGUCAAGGUAACAACAACAACAACAACAAUAACAGCGGCCAGAACAACGACCAAAACAAUGGCCAAAACAACCAAGGCCGCCAGAAUGGUGGUAACAAUGGCAGAGGCAAUGGCAGAGGCAAUGGCAGAGGAGGUUUCCUAGACCGAUUCCGAUUUGGUCGUACGAGGGAACGCAUGCCUUUCAGAAAGAGAACAUUCAUUGCCUGAACGGACACAUCUUCAGAUUCAACCCUGUGAUUUACGUGCUGAGAGUUAGAAACUACCCCUUACUUCAGUUCCCAGUUCCCAGUGUCCAGCCUCUGACACGCCAGGACUCUGGAGGGGGGAACAGUUGUAUCGCCAACACUGCCCUGUAUAUCUCGACAUUUUUCGUAUAUUGUGGCAUUCCUACCCCCUAACCUUUUUUCAUUAUACUUCGUAUCUAUCAGUGUUCCUUUCAUUAUACUUGUGUUUCGUUUUUUCUUGACUUUUGUCGUUUGCAGGAUGCCUAGAUAUAAAAAGGAUACAAGGACCCCGCUCUCGCUGUGCUUGGUCUGGGGAUUAGUGCGACCGAUGGUUGUUCCGUGGCCUAUUUGUGGAUGUGCUGUGUUUAAUUGAGUUCUCUGUGAUGUGGUAAGUCACCAGGGACUCGAGUCUGGAUUUUGCUAUCAGAUCUAGGAAGUAGUUGGCAUUGAUACAUGAUAUGCACAUAAAACAUACCCUUCUCAACUGACCGUCUCACCUGCGCACUGGAGCACAAAUUCCAAAUUCUAUGAAUAUCCUCCGCCCCGCGGAAGUAGUUCUCCAAUUAUCUCUGACAAUAGAUGCAUGA
Blastomyces dermatitidis ER-3 is the source of this 3184-nucleotide messenger RNA. RefSeq lists its product as uncharacterized. The coding region runs from base 1153 to 2580 and encodes 475 amino acids. NCBI's taxonomy places the organism in Eukaryota, Fungi, Ascomycota, Eurotiomycetes, Onygenales, Ajellomycetaceae. The record is from RefSeq and is a predicted model, not a curated record. The transcript has 4 exons.